AUUUAGGCUUGUCUUUGUUUCUCUGUUCUUCAAUUUUUAAGAUUAACAGAGCUGUGUGCAUAUAUAUAUAUAUAUAUAUAUAUAUAUUAUAGAAAUUGGAUUCUUGAAUUCACUAAAAGGGAAAAAAAAGGAAAAAAAAAUGAAGUCUAGCACUUGUAUUGGAAUCUCGAGCAUGAAACCUUGUUGUAGAAUCCUAAUUAGUUAUAAAAGCUCUUCCAUUUUCGGGUUAUCUCCCCCUAAAAUGAACCGUUCAGGUAUCCACAAUUUGUCGAAAUCACUUUCUAAGGCAGUUGAUCGCCGUAGGUUCCACUGUUAUAAGCAUAGUAAAUCACAGAUUGUAGGUUAUAAGUGUGCUGUUGAUUCGAAUCGGCGGGCUUUUAGUGUGUCCGAUUCAAGCUGGGGUCAGUCUAGGGGUUUUACGGGUAGUUUUUGUGUCAAUAAAGGUAGGUCUAGGGGUGUUUUAGUAAUUCCCAAAGUAGCGUCAGAUUUUAGGAACCAUUCGACAUCAGUUGAACCUCAUGUUAACGAGAAGAACUUUGAGAGGAUUUACAUUCAAGGCGGGUUGAAUGUGAAGCCUCUGGUGAUUGAGAGGAUAGAGACAGGUAAUGGAUUAGUUAAAGAGGACAAUACUGGUAUAGAUGUUAAUGAGUCAGGUGUAAAUAUUGAUAAUGUAAAGGGUUUGAAUUUGACUGAGACUGAGAUUGAGAGAGAGGUGUCUGAGAUUGAGAAAGAGGCAUGGAAGAUACUACGUGGUGCUGUUGUGAACUAUUGUGGACAUCCAGUGGGGACUGUAGCUGCUAAUGAUCCAGCAGACAAGCAGCCAUUGAACUAUGAUCAGAUAUUUAUCCGUGACUUUGUACCUUCAGCGCUUGCUUUUCUGCUAAAUGGAGAGCCAGAGAUUGUGAAGAAUUUUCUUCUUCACACAUUGCAGUUACAGAGUUGGGAGAAGACUGUGGACUGCUACAGCCCUGGGCAAGGGUUGAUGCCAGCAAGUUUUAAAGUUAGAACUGCCCCUCUUGAUGGAAGCAGUGAAGCAUUCGAAGAGGUUUUAGAUGCUGAUUUCGGUGAAUCAGCCAUUGGUCGUGUUGCCCCUGUUGAUUCUGGGUUGUGGUGGAUUAUCUUGUUGAGAGCUUAUGGAAAGAUAACUGGUGACUAUACGUUACAAGAGAGGGUGGAUGUGCAAACAGGCAUAAGUCUGAUCCUUAAUUUGUGUUUAACUGAUGGGUUUGACAUGUUUCCUUCUCUGUUGGUCACUGAUGGCUCCUGUAUGAUUGAUAGACGAAUGGGUAUUCAUGGCCACCCUCUUGAAAUUCAAGCCUUAUUUUAUUCUGCUCUGCGUUGCUCUCGUGAGAUGCUCACUGUUAAUGAUGCAACCAAGAAUUUGGUCGCUGCCAUUAACAGCCGACUCAGUGCACUCUCAUUUCACAUCAGAGAGUAUUACUGGGUUGAUAUGAAGAAAAUCAAUGAGAUAUAUCGUUACAAGACAGAGGAAUAUUCGACAGAUGCCAUCAACAAGUUCAAUAUCUAUCCAGAUCAGAUUCCUUCCUGGCUAGUAGAUUGGAUUCCUGAUGAAGGUGGCUACUUCAUUGGCAAUUUGCAACCUGCUCAUAUGGAUUUUAGGUUUUUCACCCUUGGAAAUCUUUGGGCCAUCGUUUCUUCUUUGGGGACUUCAAAACAGAAUGAGGAUGUUUUGAAUUUGAUUGAGGCUAAAUGGGAUGAUUUUGUGGCUAACAUGCCUCUUAAGAUUAUUUACCCUGCUCUAGAGUCUGAUGAAUGGCGGAUAAUCACUGGAAGUGACCCAAAGAAUACCCCGUGGUCAUAUCACAAUGGUGGAUCUUGGCCAACCCUCCUGUGGCAGUUUACGUUGGCCUGUAUAAAGAUGGGCAAACCAGAAUUAGCACAAAAAGCAGUUGCUCUGGCAGAGGAAAGGCUGUCAGCAGAUCAAUGGCCUGAAUACUAUGACACAAGAAGUGGGAAGUUUAUAGGGAAGCAAUCCCGGCUCUUCCAGACAUGGACAGUUGCUGGUUUCCUUACCUCAAAGAUGCUACUGCAGAACCCACAGAAGGCAUCCCUUUUGUUUUGGGAGGAAGACUAUGAGCUUCUUGAGACCUGUGUUUGUGGCCUUGGCAAAACCGGUCGAAGGAAGUGCUCACGCCUGGCUGCUAAAUCUUAAAGUCACGGCCAGUAAUGACCGUUCCUUAAUAAAAUGCACUAGCAAGCAUAGGAGAAUUAAAAAAAGGUUUAGAUGAACACUCAAGUGCUGAACGAGACAUGGAGAUGACUAUAACUAAACCAAAGGACAGAGUUUAGUGAACUUCAGAAAAUAUUCCUAGAGCUAACAGCCGUCAUUCAUGUAAAGUAGUACUUGUUUGUUGUAUCAUUCAUGGAGGACUGACUUGAAUUAGGUGGCUCAGUUUUUGGUAGCCUCUUAACAUAUUUGUACGGUUCUAAAAAAUCUGAAUAAUUGAACAUAUGACUUCAUUAUUGCAAUAUAUACAUGACACUUUCUUUCCAUAGA
Theobroma cacao (cacao) is the source of this 2518-nucleotide messenger RNA. It is a transcript of the gene A/N-INVC, whose product is annotated as Plant neutral invertase family protein. Gene Ontology annotation, cellular component: mitochondrion. The record is from RefSeq and is a predicted model, not a curated record. Lineage: Eukaryota; Viridiplantae; Streptophyta; Magnoliopsida; Malvales; Malvaceae. Gene Ontology annotation, molecular function: sucrose alpha-glucosidase activity; endo-alpha-N-acetylgalactosaminidase activity. Gene Ontology annotation, biological process: sucrose catabolic process.